AUGCAACUGUUGGUAAUUGCCCAAGUUACUAUUGGAGAAGCAACUGUUGGUAAUUGCCCAAGUUACUAUUGGAGAAGUAUAAUGGCAGCCCAUGCAAUAGUGGUCUCAGGAGUGCGAAGGAGAAUUGGGAAUGGACAGACAACUUUAAUAUGGGAGCAUCCGUGGUUACGAGAUAAUCCUAGCCCAUUGAUUCAAACAGAAAUGCCAGAGCAAUUGAGAGAGGCACGAGUUGCAGGAUUAAUUGAUUUACAGACUCAUACCUGGGAUCCACAUAUUUUAUCUGACUUGUUUAUUCCUGAGGAUGUGGAGCGAAUAAAUAUGAUCCCUAUUAGUCCUGGUUACGAGGACUCAUGGUAUUGGAUGAGUGACCCAAAGGGGACAUAUACAGUGAAGAAUGCCUAUAGGCGUAUUGUGGGUGACUAUGAAAAUAAUCCCGCGUUUUUUGAUAAAUGGGUUACAAUGUGGAAAGUAAAAGUCCCCCCAAAUGGAAAACUUUCUUGUGGAGAGCCAUCUGUGAGAUUUUGCCAACAACCAUUAACUUACUCUUUUACAACAUGGCUAAAAGGGGCUAUGGCGAUCUUGACAGAGGAGCAGACCCGGUUGAUGGUAGCAAUAUUAUAUUACAUUUGGAGAGCCCGGAAUUCAGCUGUCUGGAAGGGAUCAAUGACGCGGCCUGCCCAAUUAGCCAGAGCAGCAACCGUAGCACUUCAGGCGUACGGCGCUGCCCAGGCCCCCCGUGCCGAGCCGGCAGCGGCAUCGAAGCCAUUAACCGAACCAGGGGAGGGCGGUCUACGGUGUUAUGUGGACGCGGGUUUCCGACACGACACAGGCGAGGCUACGUACGGCAUGUUAAUAAUAGCGCCAGAUGGCUCUUUUGCGGCAGCAAGGAAUGGCAAAUUACCGAUCUGUUUCUCACCACUUAUGGCGGAGGCCCAGGCAUACAAGGAAGCACUGUCCUGA
This is a messenger RNA of Ipomoea nil (Japanese morning glory), 960 nucleotides long. RefSeq lists its product as uncharacterized. The transcript is spliced from 2 exons. The coding region runs from base 1 to 960 and encodes 319 amino acids. The record is from RefSeq and is a predicted model, not a curated record. Lineage: Eukaryota; Viridiplantae; Streptophyta; Magnoliopsida; Solanales; Convolvulaceae.